This is a messenger RNA of Neoarius graeffei (lesser salmon catfish), 2541 nucleotides long. It is a transcript of the gene kcnq1.2, whose product is annotated as potassium voltage-gated channel, KQT-like subfamily, member 1.2. The transcript has 18 exons. Gene Ontology annotation, biological process: transmembrane transport; potassium ion transport. Lineage: Eukaryota; Metazoa; Chordata; Actinopteri; Siluriformes; Ariidae. The coding region runs from base 363 to 2117 and encodes 584 amino acids. Gene Ontology annotation, cellular component: voltage-gated potassium channel complex; membrane. The record is from RefSeq and is a predicted model, not a curated record. Gene Ontology annotation, molecular function: voltage-gated potassium channel activity.
GUAUCACUGCUCAGAGUCCCAGAGUCUGUACCUCAAUAGCACAUGGUUUUCUCUCUCCAUGGUAUUUGGAUCUCCUUAUCUAAGGUGUAGAGGAUCGAGUAACACUUCCCAGUGUAGUCAUCGAUGAACUUCGGUGGUCACACCAUCAUCAAUUCCAUCUUCUCUUCUUUUGUUUGAACACUAAACCUCUCCCAAGAGCCAUGGAAGAGCGUCGAGGACGUCCCAUUCCUCUCAUGUGUCACACACAACAUUUUGACUGAUCUGGGAGCAGCGACACUGUUGUAACCAAAAUCGACACUCCAAAUGAGCAUACUCUGAAAAGCCUAAACUCCAAGCGCAGCUUAGAAGAAGCUCCAGUAGCCAUGCCGGAGGCACCAGUAGACAGCCCGUGCUGCUCUCCUGUUUCAGUGGAACUUAAAUCCAUGGUGAAUAAUGGAUCAGACGUACUAGAUGGAAACACAAAAGAGUUAACGACGCAGGGAGAAGACAGGGAGCCAUACUCAUGCUCCCCUGCCUCACUUUCAAGCAGCCCCGCUCCCCCUCACUUCAAAUGCAAACCCUAUCGCACCAAGACUAGCAUGCAGGGCGAUGUCUACAAUUUCCUAGAGAGACCCGCAGGCCUAAAAUGCUUCCUCUAUCACUUCCUGGUGUUCCUCAUGGUCCUCAUAUGUCUCAUCUUCAGUGUGCUCUCCACCAUUGAGCAGUAUGCAGAAUUUGCCACUGGGACACUAUUCUGGAUGGAAAUUGUGCUGGUGGUGUUUUUUGGUAUGGAGUAUGUUGUACGCCUGUGGUCAGCAGGCUGCAGGAGCAAAUAUGUAGGCAUCGCAGGCAGACUACGCUUCAUCCGAAAACCCAUUUCCAUCAUAGAUCUGAUAGUGGUGGUUGCCUCAGUUGUAGUACUUAGUGUGGGAUCAAAUGGACAAGUUUUCGCCACCUCGGCAAUAAGGGGAAUCCGCUUCCUACAGAUUUUGCGCAUGCUCCAUGUGGAUCGUCAGGGAGGCACAUGGAGACUACUGGGAUCUGUUGUCUUUAUUCAUCGGCAGGAGCUGAUAACGACACUGUACAUUGGCUUCCUGGGUCUGAUCUUCUCCUCGUAUUUUGUGUAUCUGGCGGAGAAAGAUGCAGUGGAUGAGGAGGGGAAGACAGGCUUCUUGAGUUAUGCAGAUGCGCUCUGGUGGGGUGUUGUCACUGUGACCACAAUAGGCUACGGAGACAAAGUUCCUCAGACCUGGAUAGGGAAGACCAUUGCCUCCUGUUUUAGUGUGUUUGCUAUCUCUUUCUUUGCACUGCCAGCGGGUAUUCUGGGUUCAGGAUUUGCGCUGAAGGUGCAGCAGAAACACAGACAGAAGCAUUUCAAUCGUCAAAUCCCAGCUGCUGCUUCACUAAUACAGGCGAUGUGGCGAUGCUAUGCCUGUGAGAAGUCCAGUGGCUGUCCAGCUACGUGGAAAAUAUAUGUGUUGAUGGGUGACUACAUCCCAGUUAUAAAUUUUGAGAACGCCAGUCCUGUAAACUUGAGAAAACUUAACAGACGAUACAGGCGGAGGCUGAAGUCCACACGCGAUAAUGGUUCUCUGGGAAAUUCAGGAGAAAAAGCUCUGUCCAUCCCUCAGAUCACUUACGAUCAUACAGAUGACAAGGAGAACAAGCGAGAGGGGAAUUUCUUCUUAGAGGAAUCCACAGGCAUCACGAAGAUGUUCAGACAGACAGGACCUCCUGAUAUCUCGCGUACCAGCAGCCUAGUGGAUGACAUGGACCUUGCCAGGGAAUAUAUCCCACUCCCCAUAGUGACAGAUGCUUCACAGCUUACCCAUGUGCAUCGAUCUGCAGUAAAAGUCAUAAGGAGGAUGCAGUAUUUUGUAGCUAGACAGAAAUUUCAGCAAGCAAGGAAACCCUACGACGUGCGAGACGUGAUCGAGCAGUAUUCCCAGGGCCACCUGAACAUGAUGGUCCGCAUUAAAGAGCUCCAGAGACGGAUGGAUCACACGUUGGGAAAGCCAGGAAUGUUCCUGCCAGAAAAAGGAGUGAAGAAGGAGUACCACACUAUUGGAGCCAGGCUGAUCAGAUUGGAAGAUAGGGCCUGCAACAAAUUCCAAAAAAAGUUGGGACUGGACUUGUAAUGAAGUAAAACAAUUAUGUAAUGAUAUGAUUUGAAACAGGUGAUGUCAACAGGUGAUUGUAAUCACGAUUUGGUACAAAAUCAGUAUCCAGGAAAGGCCUAGUCUUUGAGGAGCAAAGAUGAGCUGAGGAUCUCCAGUUUGUUGACAAAUAUGCAAGAAAAUUAUCGGAAUGCUUAAAAACAAUGUUCCUCAAAGAAAAAUAGGAAGAGAUUUGGAUAUUUCACCCUCUCCGGUGCAUUAAACCAUUCAAGGAGUCUGGAGGAAUUUUAUUGGACGUCUUGUGCUCCAGACCAAAGAUGAAAAGGACCAUCCAGACUGUUACCAGCAUCAAGUCCAAAAGCCAGGGACUGUCAUGGUAUGGUGUUGUGUCAGUGCCCUUGGCAAAGCUAACUUACACUUCUGUGAUGCUAGGAUUAAUGCAGAA